Galdieria sulphuraria is the source of this 803-nucleotide messenger RNA. Its product is annotated as translin family protein isoform 2. Lineage: Eukaryota; Rhodophyta; Bangiophyceae; Galdieriales; Galdieriaceae. Bases 35 to 781 code for a protein of 248 amino acids. The transcript is spliced from 5 exons. Gene Ontology annotation, cellular component: nucleus; cytoplasm. Gene Ontology annotation, molecular function: RNA endonuclease activity; RNA binding; sequence-specific DNA binding. The record is from RefSeq and is a predicted model, not a curated record.
AAUCAAUGGUUAGAAUAGAAAUACGAAUUGGAAAAUGCUGUCAGGGACUUUGUUCCACAAAGACGUAUCUAUAUAUUCUCUUUUUGAGGAGCUUGCAGAUAAGCUUAAUCAAAAGAAGAUCGAAAAGAGAGAGAGACUCGUGAAAGCCAGUAGAGAUGUAACUUACCAAAGUAAAAAAGCCAUUUAUUUGUUGCACAGGGCAGCUGAUGAAGACCUUUUCUCUAUUUGUUCCAGUGCAAAGGAGCAACUCGAAAAUAUAAGACAACUUAUUUGUAAGUUACUUUUGCCGGAAUUGUCUGCAGAGGAAUAUUUUAGAUUCCACUCUGUUUUUACCAUAGCUUUACAGGAAUACACUGAAGCCAGGCUCUUUCUCUCUUACUUGUCGGAGGGUCGUGCGCUUACUUUGGAUGAAAUAAACGCUGAGAUUUCACAACAGUGGCAGUCACUAUUGGAAAAUUCAGAGGAGGAAGUUAUCGACCUCGUCAUUCAUUUCAUAUCUGUACAAGACUACAUUCUAGGUAUGAUCGAUGUUUCAGGCGAGCUGAUGAGAUACUGUAUCAACUGCUCAUCUCGCAACGAAAGCAAAAAGGCCUUUGAAGUCGAAUCUUUUCUAAGACAGUUGUCGGCAGAGAUAAAGUAUCUUGCAGUGUACAUGUCUCAUUCGAACGACAAUUUGGAAAACAAACUCCAAGCGAUGCGGAUAAAUGUACAAAAGGUAGAAAAUGCCUGCUAUCAACUGUAUGUAAGACAUAUGGAGUUUCAUUCAAAACAAGACGAAUAAACAGUUAGUUGUGAGUACACUU